This is a messenger RNA of Brienomyrus brachyistius, 4611 nucleotides long. RefSeq names its product CCM2 scaffold protein (gene ccm2). Gene Ontology annotation, biological process: heart development; vasculogenesis. Bases 369 to 1730 code for a protein of 453 amino acids. The record is from RefSeq and is a predicted model, not a curated record. Lineage: Eukaryota; Metazoa; Chordata; Actinopteri; Osteoglossiformes; Mormyridae. The transcript has 10 exons.
CCGCGCCGCAUUCUGGGAAAAAACGCUCUACGCCCAAAAUGGCGGCAGGGUUGAAAAGUUGGUGAUGUUUCAUUCCAGUUAUCAAACCUCCUGUUUUUAAAAUACUACAUCCCGUGUGUUUUACUAUUAAGAAAGUCCCUCGUUUUUAGGGUAGAGGGGGAAGCUGCGCUCCGUCGGACGUGCGAGUGGCGGCAUCGGUGAACCGUAAGUUUUGUGUCACCCAGCAAAGUUAGCGAGCCCGGGACCUCGUCGCCCGGUUACUUUUGCAUGGAAAGUGCUUACGGACGCUUUCGCCGCGGCGACCAUGCCGGUCGGACUUUGGGCACCUCACACGCUAAAAUGACGGCGAGGAGAAUCUGCAGAUAGAGAUGGAGGAUGACGGCAAAAAGGCAAAAAAGCCUGGUAUUGCAUCUCCAUUCAAGCGCGUCUUCCUGAAGGGAGAGAAGGGGAGGGACAAGAAGGCCCAGGAGAAGACGACAGAGCGUCGGGCCCUGCAUACAGUCUCCCUGUCCCAGCCCGAUCACCGCGUCGACCCUGAGGUCCUGCUCAAUGAUUACAUUGAGAAGGAAGUCAAGUAUUUAGGGCAGCUAACAUCAGUUCCGGGGUACCUAAAUCCUUCCAGUCGGACUGAAGUUUUGCAUUUGAUUGAUAAUGCCAGGAAGGCCCACCUGCUCCCAGGUCAGCUGACAGCUGAGCAGGAUGCGCUGGUCAGCCUCUCGGCCUACAACGUGAAGCUGGUGUGGCGUGACGGCGAGGAUAUCAUCGUGCGGGUGCCUAUCCACGAUAUCGCCGCCGUGUCCUAUAUCCGUGACGAUUCCCUGCACCUCAUAAUCCUUAAGACAGCCCAGGAACCUGGAGGUUCCCCUUGCCCAAGUACCUGCCCGGAUGCGUCCAAGACCCAGACCCUGAGCUCGCUGCCCGAGAGUGGCCCCAUGUUGGUGGACGUGUGCAGCCUGCUGGUGCUCGCUGUGGAGAACAAAGCUGCCGCUGAGGAGCUGUGUUUGCUUCUCAGCCAGGUCUUCCAGAUAGUUUACACAGAAUCUACCAUCGACUUCUUAGACAGAGCGAUAUUCGAUGGGGCCUCGACGCCCACCAGACACCUGUCAUUGUACAGCGAUGACUCCUCAAGCAAAGUGGAUGUGAAGGAGCCCUACGACACUGAAGAAUUCCCCUUCCAGGGCCCUCUAGACAUGGGGGGAAACUCUUUGGCCUCAUCCCCCUCCACACCGGCGUCGCCGCAGGCCCACCCUACCAGUGACAGUGAGCUGAGCACCACGGCUGCAGAGCUGCUGCAGGACUACAUGACCACGCUUCGGACCAAGUUGUCCUCUCAGGAGAUCCAGCAGUUUGCCACGCUGCUGCACAAGUACAGGAAUGGCUCCUCCAUCCACGAGUUCUGCAUCAACCUGCGGCAGCUCUACGGAGACAGCAGGAAGUUCCUCCUCCUGGGACUCAGGCCCUUCAUCCCCGAGAAGGACAGCCAGCACUUUGAGAACUUCUUGGAGACCAUCGGGGUAAAGGACGGGCGGGGAAUCAUCACCGAUAGCUUUGGGAGGUACCGGCGGACCCUGAGCACCACUUCUAACUCCACCAGCAACGGCAAUGAAGCGGCAGAAGGCGUCGACGAGCAGCCUGUAACCACCGAAGGCGACGAUUGGGACCGCAUGAUCUCGGAUAUCAGCAACGACAUCGAGGCGCUGGGCUGCAGCAUGGACCAGGACUCCUCGUGAGGAGGCCGACCUGGGACGUUCACAACAUGGAUGCUCUGAGGACCGGACGCCAUUUUAGCAGUAUUGUAGCCGAGUUCGAUGUCCUCCGUAUCUUUUGCCUUGUCGUAGCCUGUAGAGUGUGGCAGCUGGUGCCGAAAGCUUUGCGCACACGGGUGACCCUGUAUCGGCAGUAUCUGCUGAACCUUAACGAGGACAUGUCUGAGCCGCCUUACGAGAACCCACGUGGACCUCCAAACUUCAAAGGCUUGAAGAAGUACAGAAGUCUUGCUCUUAUAUAGCUGCGGUUGUGAUAUCGUCAUUUGGUUUGUAUCCUCCAUCCCCAAGGUCACUGUAUUUUGAAAUGUAUGCAGAGUUUGAGAGAUUGUGGCUAAUUCUGAAGCAUGUUUUACUUUUUUUUUCCCCUCCUCUCCACAUUGCAAGAUGUACUCAACGCUUUGACGGUUUCUGCGGCUGCCAGUCCGACCAGAUUAUUGGUAGCCGUACGUUACAUUUACAGUUGAUACUUUGCUUUCGAUUACAUGACGGCACCGUUUAUUUGAUGUUCGGCCGCUUUCAUUGAGUGCUCCUCUUAGACAUUGGGAAGAAGACCUGAAUUUGACAAGGCCAGUCUAUGGUUGAUAAUUCUUAAGAUUCCUAAAUCCCUUUGUGUAUUUUUCUUUAGGCUCUGGUGUCAAAGUUGCAUCGGCAUAAAAUUUAGCGCGAUAAUUCCGUCUGUGUUUAUUUCAGUUGGAAGAAUAACUGCUGAGUGCAUGAACCAGCUGAAAGUAUUGAAAGGGAAAUUAAUCCCGUCACCAGGCAACCGGAUGUCAGUUCAGGAUUGUCAUGUUUCAAUGCGCCACUUAGCUUCACAUCUGCAGCGCAAAAUUUCCAGCAAAUAAAUUUGAAUAAUGUAAUAGGAAUGUCACGUUUCCAUCAAGGACCUACUCACAGCAAAUACAAUGGUAGAAAAUUAUCCUGCUGGCGUAAAAGUUGACUUUAAAAAUUGAUAUAAAACAGAAACAGUGAAAUGGUUCCCUAAAUAUGUGCCGUGUGACAUGAAGCAGUUUCUAGAUUUUUUUUCAGUUAUUUUAUGUUAGAAAUUAACAGAAUUUAUUAGGAAAAAAACAAGUUGCCUUAAUUCCUCAACACAUUUCACACAGAAAGCCUUUUAGAGACUUUGACUAAGUGAAUAUACCAAAACUAGAGAACAAAUUCCUGAAUUGUCUCUCAUAGCUAUUAUUUUUCAUCACCCUGAUGUCAAAUGAACAGUCUGUUCGAUAUAAUGUCUUAAACUCGUUGUCACAUCAUUUCUUUCUGUUCGUUAACUCAGUGCUUAGUGGCAGGUUAAUGCUGCGAGGGGGCUCCCCCUGACUGAUUCCCAAACCUCGGUUUUCCUUGAUUUUGCAUUCAAAUGACACGACCGAUUAUUUAUAUACACAGUCAGGUGGUACUGAAAGCCAAAAAUACAGAAAUAAAAUUCUAAAAGAAUUACCCCUAUCAAUGCCUUCUUACAGAUCUGCUUGUUCUUGACAGAUUAAAGGGGUUUUGUCAACAAGUUUGAAAGCAACUACUUUCCUAAGCGCCAGAUGCCUUUAAAGAACAGAAAACUUACACCCACUAUGGACAAACUCAUGCACUUUUGCAAAAUGGAAAUAAUUUGGAAGGAAACCGGGACCUAAUCCUCAUGUAGAGAGACUUUUUGAAAACAUGCGGUUGUCUCACGGUCCGAGAUAUUUAUGUCGCACUGCAAUAUAAAAUGCAGCAAUUUGCUCUGUAUAAGAGUGUCUGUUAAACGAAUAAAUGUAAACAUAGAUUCAGUAAAAUUAUGGAAGUUGUCUAAUGUGUUUCGUUGAUUUGCCGAGCCAGUAUAAACUGAUGCGAUGGUACAUUUCAUCCCUAAUUACGUUUGCCGUGAUGUUCUGCUCACUUGUCUGAGAGGCUGCAUGUUUGCUUUGCUUUGCUUUGAGUUUGCUGGGCAGUGUCACACCCCAUCUUCCGGGCAGUUAUUGGCUUCCACCACCCCAAAAAUGGGAAAUGGAGUGAAGAUAGGGUAGGUGCUGGGGUAAGCCCGGAUUUGUUUGUGAGGUUGGGUUAGCAAUGUGGGGGGGGGGGGUCUUUAACUUGCCUUCCUCAAUUUUAUUAAAACUUUCCUUUUAUGGUCUAGUCAACACUUUAAAUUACACUAUCCCUCUGCUCUUUUUCUCUAAUCCUAAAAAAUAUUUCACCUUGUUAUUAAUCUAUAUUUGUCCUGGUUCACGGUGGUGAUUACGAGAUGGAUACCACAGUAAGGGUCCUUUGGUGAGUACAUUUUUGUGGCAGUACUGUACUACUCAAAUUUGUACAUCACUCUCUGUCAAUCAGCAACACAAUGAAGAGCCAAGAGGUAGGAAACCACAUCAGUUUUGUGAGAAGUUGUACUGUAAAUCCGUAAGAUACACUUGUAGCGUAACUAAUGCUCUAGUUUAUGCCUUUAUUUCAUUUGCGGUUUUCUAAAGAAUAACCGAGCAUGUGAACUAUGCCUAACAUUGAAGGUUUUGAGCAUUACUGUGGUCGGAGAGCACAGCCUCAUGCCUGCUGACUCGAAGGGGUUGCCUAUAUUGUGUAGCGUUUGUACCACUGGAAGGCAGAGCAUGCUGUAGAAGUGCUGUUCCUCUACCUCGGCUUUCCCGCCAAAAUGGCCGCCCGCCACCUAUCACACAUCACCGGGAAUGUUUUAACUGUCCGCAAUAAGAUUUUGAACCAGACGAGGUUCAAAAAGCUUUUUUUUUUUUCCUCCAGUGUAACUUUUCAUUUUAUUUUGUAUGUGCUGGUUUGUGUACUGCUUUGUGUAUAAAAUUCUGUUCAUUGCUUUUUUUUUUUUUUUGUAGAAUAUUUUCAUUGCGUGAUAAAGAUUGAUUUGCAU